This is a messenger RNA of Phaeodactylum tricornutum CCAP 1055/1, 363 nucleotides long. RefSeq lists its product with no specific name. The coding region runs from base 1 to 363 and encodes 120 amino acids. The transcript has a single exon. Lineage: Eukaryota; Bacillariophyta; Bacillariophyceae; Surirellales; Neidiaceae. The record is from RefSeq and is a predicted model, not a curated record.
AUGAAACCGGUUCUCGUAGUCAUCUUUUCACUAAUUCUAGCGGCAGCCGAGUCAAAAGGGACGGUUGAGCGCCCACUUUUUGGUAUGAGCGUGAAGAUGAAGCGUAGCAUGGAUCGUGGCGUAGCUCGCGAGCGAUGCGAGAGUCUACACCAACCGAUAGGCGGCGUCGAGAAAUCCAUGCUUUUUGGCAAGACCCAUGGAGCAUCACCUGGUAAAAUUGUGGCUGUCCGCAACACUAAACUGCUCGGUCCAGGGACGGAUCAGAGCCGGGUCCGUGGUGUCCAUCACCAGUCUCCCGUCCGACGAGCAACACGCCGCUCAGACCUUUUACGCAGCACCGGUCGUGCGCGCGGAAAUUCUUGA